Molecule: messenger RNA, 1164 nt
Organism: Peniophora sp. CBMAI 1063
Lineage: Eukaryota; Fungi; Basidiomycota; Agaricomycetes; Russulales; Peniophoraceae
Source: the annotation of a GenBank genome assembly
AUGUGCGAGCGAGUCACCCUCCCGCCGAUUUCUUCUCUCGAUUUUGCCUUCGACAAACCCAGCAACGAAAACACUCGUGCUCCCACCCAGCGCAACCGCGACACCUCUCUUUCGCCCCGGGGAUAUACAAGCCCCCCGGCCCCUCACGCUCCUUACGAACGCAGCAGCUGGGAUGCCGCUCGCCCGCCGACUUCGGGCCGUCCAUUCUUUACGACUGAGCACUACCAGGACGCCAGGACGCGUCCUAGUGCGUACGAAUAUCGUUCCAGCACAACUUUCCCUUCCCCUCCCCUGCCGGGUUCUCUCUCUCGCCGCGCUUCUUUCGAGGGCCGCCCUAUGACUGCGGACCGCCCGUUGACCGCGCCGACGUCUUCUCUCGGCGCUCCGGGCCUGGCGGAUGUCCAUCAGCACCGAACAUCGCAUGUGCGCACCGCGUCGCAGCUCUCUUCAAAGUCUGCGGACACCUGGAGUGAGUACGAUUCAGAGCAGAGGGACAGCCCCAAUGAAGGCCGUAUGCGGUCCUUGUCUCCCGGCGGCAGUCACUUCGCGCAUGCGCCCCCUCCCGAAACGCCUAUGUCGACCCACUUCAACCCUGAAGUUCGCUUCAUUCACUCCUCUCCGAGCGAUGUGAAGUCUCGCCCGACCACCUCCGCGAGCCGUCCCACUACCUCGGUCGGACGGCCGCCGAAAGCGUCUGCGGCGAAGAAGCGCAAGGUCGACGACCGCGAUGCUCUGUCCGAGGACGAGCUCGCGAACGACGAGGCCGAAAGUCCGGACUCGCGUCAAAAGGGCGAAGGAUCAGACGACAAGCGCAAGUUCAAGAAGAUGAUGAAUGUCCGCCAUUACCGUGCCCAGACCAAGGAUGCCCUACAGUCCCUGCGCGAUGUUCUUCCCGAGAGCAUGCGGCCGCAGGAACGCCAGGCUCGGUCUUUCACGGUCGUCAAUGCGGUCAAGCACAUCGAGAACAUCACCGGGCAGCUCCAUAAGCUGCAGCGCGAGAACAUGGAACAGGCCGAGCGCCUUUAUCGCGCCGACGUGCGCGAGCGCGAAUUGCUCAACAAGGUCGCGGCCCUUGAGCAGGCGCUCGGGCAAUCCGGCGGACGAAGCUUUUCUUCUUAUGAGGAGCGGGUGCCGGCCACUCAGCAGGCGGGGGACCGCGCGUAA